UAUCAUCACUCUGCGCAUAUCGCUGCGUUGAACUGCUUGAGGCAUGGGGUAUCCGAUGAGCACUUAGAAACAUGUGACCGUUCCAUUUAGCUAUGAUACCAUCUUCGUGCUGAAGUUUGUAUAGCUCUUAAUAUCCGAUAGUUAUCCAACCUCUUCCACUUCCUAGCUAGCAAGCUUUCAGCACAAUCAAUGGUAACGGUAUACAUCUAUCUAUCCAGUGCAUAAGGACAGCUAGAGAUUGGAAAGAUGAAUUUGCAAGUAGGCGCUGCCAAAUUCAACCAGACUCAACGUUCUAAGUAACCAUAUUGCUUAGACAGGAUAUUGCUAAACACCAUAUCCAUCCGUUGCGACUCAACAGCAGCGCCAAAGCUUUUUCAUCUCAUGUUUCUUUGUUCAGAUACCCCCAAAACCAUUAUCCCGCAGACUUGGAAUACUUACAGUGUAUCCAUCCAUUGCUUGCUUGCUGGUACCGGUACCUGUUGGUUCUCUGAAGACACACUAACUGACUUGACUUGACUUGACUUGACCAUGGCUCCUCUUGGAUUACAAUCGUUGGUGCUGGUCGCCGCGACACUGACAUCUCUCGUCAGUGGUCGCAAGCAGCAUCAGAAUGCCGUUCCACCCAGCACGGGCAAAGACUGGAUCUCACUGCACAACAAACAGGGUGUCGAAUUCCAACCGGCGCCGGCAGCCAAAGGCACCACACCCCAGCAACAACGAGCCUUGCGACAAGCGCAAAAGCGUCUCUUGCAAGAAGAAAGUGAAGAAUCAAGUGAAAGUCAGCAAGUACUGUCCUAUGUCGACUCGGCCGAAACCUACUACGAUGCGUACGCUCAGGCGUGGCGCUAUGUGGGAUUCUACACGGACUGCAAUCCAGCACAAGAAGAUCGAAGACGUCAUCGUCGAAAACUCAACGACGAAGAAGAAGAUCCCUGUCAGCGGUACUUGCUCUGGGCUGCUUACGUCGACUUGGGCUACACGGGCCUUGGCAUUGGAGAAUACCAGUUCUGGGACACGUACGCAGAAACUUGGGAUACCUCGGCUUGUGAAAAGGUUGGAAAUGUCAAUGAAGAUGGAGAAAUCGACGAAACCACCUGCAAACGAAUGAACUGCCACAUGCCAGAAGGAUCCAAAAACUGGCAUCUCAUGGGAUACUACAAGGAAGUAGAGUACACAGAGUGGUUUGAGCAACUAUUCAAGCACGAAGGAUACUGUGUCUGGCAAGGAAACGAAUACAAUUUCAUGUACAACAACUACGGUGCAUGGCCCGAAGGUUGCUCUGAAACGGAAACAUACUUGAAGGAUGGUACGGCGCUCUACUAUGAUACCAAGGCACUCCCCAAUGCCACCAUGACCUACGGAUUGUACACGGACGCACGAUGCUCUGUGGACUAUGAAGGUGACGAAGUCACCAUGGAGCAGGUAUUGCUCAACGGCGACGGUGACGGCGACCUAUUGUCCGUCGAGUAUUUGGAUUACUGGAACGAAGCCAUGGAAAUCUACCGUGUCUGCCAGCCUUGUCGUGCGUAUGCCUUGAAUCAAGGGUAUGGAGGCGACGACGGUCGUCGCCGUCGUCAACUCGCGGAGGGCAAACAACGUAGAUUGGAAGACAAUGAUCCCAACAAUGGACUCUUCCAAUGUGACGAUGCCGCCGGAUACACCAAUGUCAACCAAUGCAUGAAGUUCCGUACCAAGACGGAUAUGGAAUACGCAUCCUUGGAGGAAGUCAUGGAGGCUACCUUGCAGGGUGGAGUAACCAGUGUCACGGUCGAUAGACGCACGUACGGAUCCUACCGCGCUGGAAGAACCGAAGUAGAGAUUGUACCCGAUUGGAACUUGAUGUGGAUUGCCUGUGCCGUCUUGGGAGUUGGACUCGCCUCCUUGCUGGGAGCCAUCGCAUGGACCACAACCCGUUGUCGCGCAUUGAAGGGCAACAACUUGAAGGAACCAUUGAUCACGGAGUUGUAAGCACGCGAUUGCUUACGGCCUUGUUUGCAUGGUUUGCUUUCUCCUCCUCUGCGGUCGAGAUGCUUGUUUCUGUUCGCUGUGUCAUUUACCAAUUCUUUCAUAACAAGUACAUAUUAACUGAGUUCUAGAAAACUACUUUGUGCU
Molecule: messenger RNA, 2112 nt
Organism: Seminavis robusta
Lineage: Eukaryota; Bacillariophyta; Bacillariophyceae; Naviculales; Naviculaceae
Source: the annotation of a GenBank genome assembly